ACAAUUUAAACCACUGACAAGUUGCCAAAAUAGUGUACCAGUUCUUCAUAUAUAUAUACUAUAAACUUCAUAAAUACAAGCUCCCUAAAUGGUGAUGAAAAAUUUAGCUAGUUGGAGAAGAUGAUAAUCAAUACGUUUAAACGUUUCCUCUUUGCAGUUCUUGUCAGCCUAGCUCUUGCAGCUCUGCAGGCUCAAGCACAGGGACAAUCAGGAUUCAUCAGUUUGGAUUGCGGGUUACAAAACGGUACCAACAGUAGCUACACAGAUCCAACAAGUGGGAUAGUUUACACUUCGGAUGAUGGUUAUGUUGAAACUGGAGUUAUUAGGAGCAUAUCAUCCGAAUACCAGAAGGGCAAAGAACAGCAGCUGUGGCAUGUUAGAAGUUUUCCUGAUGGUGAAAGAAACUGUUACAUGUUCAACCUCACAAAGGGCAACAAAUAUUUGAUCAGGGCAUAUUUCAUGUAUGGCAAUUAUGAUGAGCUUGGAAAUCUUCCGCAGUUUGAUCUCUAUGCAGGGCCUAAUAAAUGGGUAACAAUAACUUUAAAAAAUGCAUCAACUACUCUAAUUAGGGAGCUCAUCCAUGUCCUCCCAACAAGUUAUUUCCAUGUCUGUCUUGUGUAUACUGGAUUUGGGACACCUUUCAUUAAUGCAUUAGAGAUUAGACCUCUAAAAAAUUCCACGUACGUGACUGAAUCGGGAUCGUUGAGUCUCUUCACUCGCCUUGAUGUUGCUUCAUUGACCAAUCAGAAAGUCAGGUACAAAGAUGAUGUUUAUGAUCGUAUAUGGAAUCCGUAUAAUUCAGUCGAUUGGGGACAAUUGAGUACCAAUUUAACCAUUGAUGCUAACAUUAGCAAUAAUUUUCAACCGGCACGGGUUGUCAUGAGCACAGCAACUUACCCAGAAAAUGUUAAUGGCUCUUUGGAUUUUUUCCUGGAUACUGUUGACGCCAGUCCCCAGUUUUAUGCCUACUUGCACUUUGCUGAAGUUGUGCCGCUUCCAGCCACUGAGAUCAGAGAAAUGAACAUUUCUGUAGGUGGGUUGCACUGGUAUGGACCUUUCACGCCUAAUUACUUGUACACAACCACAGUCUACAGCACAUCAGCCUUGACUGGUGGAAAUUUUACCUUUAGCAUUCAAAGAACUGAAAGGGCAACCCAGCCUCCCAUCCUUAACGCCCUUGAAGCAUACUCUGUGGUAUAUUUCUUGCAGUCACAAACAAACCAAAAUGAUUAUGAUGCAAUCACAAAUAUCAAAUCAAUGUAUGGUGUGAAGAGAAACUGGCAAGGGGAUCCAUGUGUUCCUCAAGCUUACUUAUGGGAGGGCCUCAAUUGUAGCUAUGGCAAUGUGUCCAUUCCUCCAAACAUCACAUCCUUGAACUUAUCCUCAAGCGGAUUGACUGGGGAGAUCCCUCGUUCCAUAUCGAAUCUCGGAUCUUUACAAUCCUUGGACUUAUCAAAUAAUAGUUUAAACGGAUCAGUUCCCAAUUUUCUAUCUCAGCUUCCUCUGACAUAUCUAAACUUGAAAGGAAACAACUUCACAGGUCCACUUCCAGUUGCCCUCCUUGAAAGAUCAAAGAAUGGCUCCCUAACAUUAAGUUUUGAUGGUCAAAAUCCAAGCCUUUGUUCUUCUGGUUCGUGCACAAGUAGGAAGAAAAGUGUGGUUGUCCCUGUGGUAGCAUCAGUUGCCGGAUUCAUUUUCCUGAUAGGAGUAGCAUUGGUGAUAUUUUUGUUUCUUAGAAGGAGACAACAAGUUAGGAAGGUGGAGACGGAGACCGACAGUAGAAUUGAGACGUUGGAAUCCAACAAUCGACAGUUCUCAUACUCCGAAAUCCUGAAGAUUACUAACAACUUCCAGAGAAUUCUUGGCAAAGGAGGAUUCGGAACAGUUUACUACGGCCGCUUAUCAGAUGGAACUGAAGUAGCUGUUAAGAUGCUAUCUUCAGAGACAGCUGGGGGGUUUAAGCAGUUUCAAACAGAGGUGAAGCUCCUGAUGAGAGUCCACCAUAGAAAUUUGACAUCCCUUGUUGGAUACUGUGAUGAGGACAACAAAAUGGCUCUAGUUUAUGAAUUCAUGGCCAAUGGAAAUUUACUAGAGCAUCUGUCAGAUGCAGAUGGUACAAGAAAAGUCUUGAGUUGGGAAGAAAGACUUCGAAUGGCAAUGGAAUCAGCACAAGGACUGGAAUAUUUGCAUAAUGGCUGCAAACCACCAAUUGUUCACAGAGAUGUGAAGUCCACAAACAUCCUAUUAAAUGAAAAUUUCCAGGCCAAGCUUGCUGAUUUUGGACUGUCCAAGUCUUUUCCCACUGAAAAUGACACUCAUAUGUCCACAGUAGUGGCUGGCACUCCUGGAUACCUUGACCCUGAGUAUUAUGCGACAGGCAAUUUAACAGAAAAGAGCGAUGUGUAUAGUCUCGGAGUUGUUCUGUUGGAGAUAAUAACUUGCAGGCCAGCGGUUGCGAGAAUCAAUGAGCAUGAAAAGAUUCAUGUGAGAGAUUGGGUGAGUUCAUUUGUGGCGAAAGGUGACAUCAUCAGCAUUGUGGAUCCAAGAUUACAAGGAGAAUUCAGUGCUAAUUCUGUAUGGAAAGCUGUUGAAGUAGCAAUGGCGUGUUUAGCUCCUACUGGUCGUAGAAGGCCCAGCAUGAGUGAAGUUGUCAUGGAGUUGAGCGAGUGUUUAGCUUCUGAGAUGGCUAGGACACACUCAGGCCGUGGUUUGGAUUCAAGUGAGUCGGUUGAUGGGAUGAUGAGCAUGGAUCUUGGUGGUCUAAUAAAUCCCGGAGCAAGGUAAACAUUGGUGUUGAAUGCUCCCAUUUGAAUCCUCUUGCAGCUUUUGUUGAUAAUUGUUUUCAGACUGCUUUUGAUUUUUCAAUGAACAAAAACAUUGAUAUGCUUGUCAUCUAAUUGUAAAAAGGGAUUUACAAUAUUUAGUGAAUAUUUUAUUUGCGAUUUUCCUUAAUUAAUAAAAUCUGUCGUCUAAUGUAUA
Mangifera indica (mango) is the source of this 2979-nucleotide messenger RNA. Its product is annotated as LRR receptor-like serine/threonine-protein kinase IOS1. The coding region runs from base 121 to 2784 and encodes 887 amino acids. The transcript is spliced from 12 exons. The record is from RefSeq and is a predicted model, not a curated record. Gene Ontology annotation, biological process: protein phosphorylation. Lineage: Eukaryota; Viridiplantae; Streptophyta; Magnoliopsida; Sapindales; Anacardiaceae. Gene Ontology annotation, molecular function: protein kinase activity; protein binding; ATP binding.